Engraulis encrasicolus (European anchovy) is the source of this 1028-nucleotide messenger RNA. RefSeq names its product ADP-ribosylation factor-like 6 (gene arl6). The transcript is spliced from 8 exons. Bases 268 to 828 code for a protein of 186 amino acids. The record is from RefSeq and is a predicted model, not a curated record. Gene Ontology annotation, biological process: cilium assembly; intracellular protein transport; protein localization to cilium. Gene Ontology annotation, molecular function: GTP binding; GTPase activity. NCBI's taxonomy places the organism in Eukaryota, Metazoa, Chordata, Actinopteri, Clupeiformes, Engraulidae. Gene Ontology annotation, cellular component: cytoplasm; axoneme.
GCUGUUUGCAGUGGGUUGCAAACAAGGUGCAGGGACAAAAGCUCGCUAGCAAAAGAGAGAUGCGCUCCAUGUGUUGCGGUUGAGGAAGUUGUAGCAACUAGGCAUUUGUUUUUUGAAGCGUGUAUGUAAACUACAUUUUGUCGACACGAAUCAAAAGGAGAAACCUUUCGUUGGACACAGGUCGGUGUGUGUGUGUGUGUGUGGGUGUUGCUUUGUCAGGCGCGGGUCUUGUCGGGACGGAACGGAACGGGACGUCUCCGGUUAUAAAUGGGGCUGUUUGACAAGCUCGCAGGAUGGCUGGGCCUGAAAAAGAAGGAGGUGAACGUCGUCUGUUUGGGCUUGGACAACAGCGGCAAGACCACCAUCAUCAACCAACUCAAGCCCUCUAACGCCCAGGCCCAAGACAUAGUCCCCACCAUUGGCUUCAGCAUUGAAAAGUUCAAGACCUCAAGCCUGUCCUUCACGGUGUUCGACAUGUCUGGCCAAGGGAGAUACAGGAACCUGUGGGAGCAUUACUACAAAGAGGGCCAGGCCAUCAUAUUUGUGAUUGACAGCUCAGAUAAGUUGCGCAUGGUGGUUGCCAAGGAGGAGCUGGACACUCUACUCAGUCACCCAGAUAUCAAGCACCGGCGCAUUCCCAUCCUGUUCUUCGCCAACAAGAUGGACCUAAAGGAGGCGCUGUCCUCAGUCAAGGUUUCCCAGCUGCUCUGCCUUGACAACAUCAAGGACAAACCCUGGCACAUCUGUGCCAGCAACGCCAUCAAGGGGGAGGGUCUGCAGGAGGGAGUGGACUGGUUACAAGAUCAAAUCAGAACGAUGAGAACGUGAGACAUUAGCGACGUGGAUGUCAGUCUCCUCAGCCACCAGUGGUAGCCGCCACCACCACCACCAUUCCAGUUCCCAUGGCGCCAACAUCCUGGCUCCAGACACCUGUGAUCAUGUGACCUGCCUGCCCUGUGGCCCCCCCUGCUGGGCUGGGCAGCAAAACAGCAGCUAACCAAACAAUCACCCCUAUAACACACAGGCUA